This is a messenger RNA of Zophobas morio, 1693 nucleotides long. Its product is annotated as cytochrome P450 4g15-like. Gene Ontology annotation, molecular function: oxidoreductase activity, acting on paired donors, with incorporation or reduction of molecular oxygen; monooxygenase activity; heme binding. The transcript has 7 exons. The coding region runs from base 62 to 1693 and encodes 543 amino acids. Lineage: Eukaryota; Metazoa; Arthropoda; Insecta; Coleoptera; Tenebrionidae. The record is from RefSeq and is a predicted model, not a curated record.
CAUAUGUACUACUGACCUGUUUUUCACUGACUGGUUCCCAAUAAACGUCAUCUGUGUUGCAAUGAGUGUUGUAGUAGAAUUUUUGCGCAGCUCCUCCGAUUUUCUGUUCUCUCCAGGGUGGUUCCUGUGUGUACUUACCGGACUUCUGGCGCUUUAUCACUACGGGUUUCAAUGUACGCGUUACGCGAAACUGGGGAACAAGCUUCCAGGACUUCCCUUUACUCUUCCAAUUCUAGGAAAUGCACUGAUGGUGCUGAAUAAAACCCCAACAGAAAUUUUCGAGUACGCGUUAAAAGUAUACAACGAGCAAGGGAACAUCACCAGACUAUGGUUAAUGAAUAAAUUGGUCGUGGUUUUGGUCGACCCACGAGACGUAGAAGUAAUCUUGGGGAGCAACUCCCACUUGGAAAAGAGUUCCGAAUACCAUCUUUUCGAGCCUUGGUUGGGCGACGGAAUUCUAAUCAAUAAAGGCGAGAAAUGGAGGACCCACCGAAAAAUGAUAGUCCCUACUUUCCAUCAAUCCAUCCUGAAGACUUUCGUGCCUGUUUUUAGCAAAAACGCCAACGACUUAGUCGAAUUGUUGAGGAACGAAGUGGUUGGGAAAGUUUGUGAUGUCCAUGACUACACGAGUGAGGCCACCGUGGACGUCCUCUUAGAAACCGUAAUGGGUAUCAAGAAAACUAAAGAAUCAAAAUCGAGCUUCGACUACGCCAAAGCCGUAACGGACAUGUGUGGUAUUCUUCACCUCCGACACGUGCGUCUGUGGAUGCGCCCGGACUUCCUCUUCCGGUUUACCAAACAAUUCAAAGAACAAAUUUCGCACUUGAAUAUCAUCCACACUUUAACUGACUCGAUUAUCAAAAAAAAGAAGUUAGAGUUCGUCGAGCGGAAGAAGAAAGGCGACGUAAGUUUGUAUGAAGCCGCUGUUAAAGAAACCGACUUGGAAGAACAAGGGUUGAGUUCUCCUCGAGACGACCAAUGCGAUGACAACGUCGGCGAGAAAAAGCGCUUAGCGUUUUUAGAUUUUAUGAUAGAAGCGAGUCAGAUUUUGGGCAACAAGUUGAGCGACGAAGAAAUCCGGGAGGAAGUUAACACGAUUUUGUUUGAAGGUCAUGAGACGAUGGCGGUGACUUCCAGCUUCUUUCUUUGCAUUCUAGGGGUGUAUCCGGACGUUCAAGAGAACGUCUAUCAGGAAAUGAGGGAUAUUUUUCAAGGUAGUGAUCGUACUGUUACUUUCAACGACACUUUGGAGAUGAAAUACCUGGAAAGGGUGCUCCUGGAGGGUCUAAGAAUGUUUUCGCCGGUUCCCGUUAUCACUAGAAUAAUCCGAGAGGAAGUUAAAUUAGCUUCUGGAGAUUAUAUUUUGCCGAAGGGCACCACUGUGGCGAUUCCGCCUUUUCUGAUUCAUCGCAACACUAAACACUAUCCGAAUCCUGAAAAGUUCGACCCUGAUAAUUUCCUACCCGAAAGGUGUCAACAGAGGCACUAUUACAGUUUUAUUCCUUUCAGUGCCGGCCCCAGGAAUUGCGUUGGGAGAAAAUACGCAAUGUUGAGACUCAAAGUCCUGCUGUCUACUCUCGUUCGCAAUUUUAAAGUUACCUCAGUAGUGGACGUAAAAGACUUCAAGUUGCAAGGAGACAUCAUUUUGAAGAGGUCAGACGGCUUUCGGGUUAUUUUACAGAACAGAAAUUAA